This is a messenger RNA of Tupaia belangeri chinensis (Chinese tree shrew), 867 nucleotides long. It is a transcript of the gene FTH1, whose product is annotated as ferritin heavy chain 1. Gene Ontology annotation, cellular component: cytoplasm. Gene Ontology annotation, biological process: iron ion transport; intracellular iron ion homeostasis. The record is from RefSeq and is a predicted model, not a curated record. The transcript is spliced from 4 exons. Bases 153 to 704 code for a protein of 183 amino acids. Gene Ontology annotation, molecular function: ferrous iron binding; ferric iron binding. NCBI's taxonomy places the organism in Eukaryota, Metazoa, Chordata, Mammalia, Scandentia, Tupaiidae.
CGGACCCCGGCGCUCCCCCCCCUCCCCGGCCGGCCACUCAGAGCCCGUCCUCCGCCAUCAACUCGCAGCGUCCUCGGACACCUCCAAGGCCCCCGCCGCCGCCCCAGCGCCGCGCAGCCGCUAUCGCCGCCGCCUCUUCUCAACCACCCGCCAUGAUGACCGCGUCCGCCUCGCAGGUGCGCCAGAACUACCACCAGGACUCAGAGGCCGCCAUCAACCGCCAGAUCAACCUGGAGCUCUACGCCUCCUACGUGUACCUGUCCAUGUCUUUCUACUUUGACCGAGAUGACGUGGCUUUGAAGAACUUUGCCAAAUACUUUCUCCACCAAUCUCACGAGGAAAGGGAACAUGCUGAGAAACUGAUGAAGCUGCAGAAUCAACGAGGUGGCCGCAUCUUCCUUCAGGAUAUUAAGAAACCAGACCGCGAUGACUGGGAGAAUGGGCUGAACGCAAUGGAGUGUGCAUUACACUUGGAAAAAAAUGUGAAUCAGUCACUACUGGAACUGCACAAACUGGCCACUGACAAAAACGACCCCCAUUUGUGUGACUUCAUUGAGACGCAUUACCUGAACGAGCAGGUGAAGUCCAUCAAAGAAUUGGGUGACCAUGUAACUAACUUGCGCAAGAUGGGAGCCCCGGAAUCUGGCAUGGCAGAGUAUCUCUUUGACAAGCACACCUUGGGAGACAGUGAUAACGAGAGCUAAGCUUGAGGCUAACUUCCCCAGGGCCACGGGGUGACCUCCCUGCUCACCAGGGCAGUGCAUGCAUGUUGGGGGUUUCUUCUACGUUUCCUAUAAGUUGUACCACGACAUCCACUUACGUUCUUUAAUUUGUACCAUUCCUUCAAAUAAAGAAAUUUGGUACCCA